AUGACGCUCUGGAAGAAACAGUUGGCGCAGCGCUUUCGUGGCGAGUCAUCCCUUGCGCGACGAUGCCUCUGCCCGCUGCCGACGGCCAUAUCCCAGCGCGUGGCCCACACCAUGGGCCGGUACCGUGCACCCAAAUUAUCCCGGGCUCCAAAUCUUGCUGGCUGGACCCUGAUGCCCGUCGUUGCCGCUGCCGCCAGUACGCGGCCGGCGAGCACCCCUAGCCCGGACACGGAAUCCCCCGGCCACGGGCUCCUGGGCACCCUCCCCUUCAGCGAGGACGAGUAUGUUCAAGUGGCGCAGGUGGCAGGGGUCCACGGAGUGCGUGGGGAGCUGCGACUGGAGCUAUCCACAGAUCAGCCGCGAGAGAGGUUCCGGGCGGGCAAGAGGCUGUAUCUGCUGCCGCCAUACUCCGCGCGAGGCAAGGAUUCAGCCGGGAGCGGUUUGCAGACAUUGCCUCUCAUACCGGUGACGGCCCGGGGCGCCAAGAUGCAGCCGCGGGGAAAGGGCGAGGAGGCAUGGGUGGUGGCGCUGGAGGAGGUGACCAGCCGGACGCAGGUGGAGCAGCUCCGAGGGUACCUGGUGUACUGUGCGGCUGCUGACCGGGGGCCCCUCCGGGACCCAGACGAGUUCUACGUCACCGACAUCAUUGGCUGCACCGUCAUCCACCAGGCCACAAGGUCCAUGGUUGGUCUGGUGGUGGAUGUGUACGGCGGUAUGGGCACCCACGACACCCUGCGCGUCAAGCUACGUGCGAAUGAGGAAGAUGUUCUCAAGUCCCGCAUCCGGUACUGCAUGAUCCCCUUCGCCAAGGCCAUUUGCCCCGUACUGGAUUUGACCAACCGCACUUUGGAGGUGGCGCCCCCGGAGGGGCUGCUGGAUCUGGUGACCGAGGAGAAGCUGAAGAAGCCGCUAUCGGAUGAGGCCAAGGCCAAGAAACUGGCCCAGCUGCGGGAGACGCUGGCAGGUGAGGCGGCGUCCAUACAGCAGCAGCAGCAGCAGCGAAAUCAGGCGGAGGAGGACGAUAACGACGAGGUGGAGGGGGCGGCAUCGGCAACUGCAGUCAAGGGUGGAAGGGCGGCGGCGGCGGCACCGCAGCAGCAACAGCAGCAGCAGCAGGGGCGCCGGCUACGGUCUAUGGCGGUCCAGGGCGUUGGCGUUGGCGCGGCGGAAGGGGUUGGUAGCCUGGGCGAGGGCAAGGCCCGGGAGCUUGGCGGGGGGGAAGAUCAAGCUGACAGGGGUGGCGAGGAGGAGGAUGGUGGCGAGGGCAGCGGCAGCGUUCUUGGCGGCUUGGCUUGGGGGCUUGUGGUACUCGACCCAGGCGAGGCCUGGGUUCUGGAUUACUCGGGCUCAGCAUUCAUCUCUGCUGAGGGGGUCCAUCAGGUCAUCAGCUGCCAGUUCCCAGUUGCGUUCGAACAAGGGUCAGAGUGGCUCGUGACUUUCGUCCUCGGGUGGGCCAUAUCAACAGUCGAUAAGUUCCAGGUCCUCAUAUUCGCGGACAGCACCCAGCGGUUCUUCCAGAACGAGGGCGAAAUUCUGCGCCUUGCCGGCUGGCGGUCCGGCAUCCCCACCUGCCUGGCACCGCUGUCCCGCGCCAUGGAGCGAGAGCUGCCAGCCAACGUGAGGCUCAGCCCCGGGGAGGUGGUUGGGCGGGAUAUGGUCAUGUCACUUCUGGCAGCCACCAAGAAACGAGAUGUGGUGGAGGCGCUGCGGGAUUGCAGCGACAAGGCGCAGUUGCGGCUACACCAGCUCAACCCCCACCACACUCCCCUUUCCCCCAUACGUUCGUGGUGGCAGGACAUGUGGAUGAGCGCCUCCUCCCCGACCGCGAUCAACCUACUUAACAACCUCCUAGGCCCCACUGCCCUCCUAACCUUUGACGAGUGGCUGCUGCUUAGCUCUACCCUGAACGCCACCUUGGCGGCUAGUGGCAGAAGAAGCACGAUAGAGGCCACCCUGCAGUUCUUACUGCCCAUAAUGCCCUUGUCGGGCAUGCAACCCGGCUGGCUGGCACUCGUGCCGGAUACGCCGCAGGUUCGUGCGUUCGCCGCCCACAUGUCGGCCACCACCCAUUUCUUUGACGACGUCUUUCUGGGCGUGUUCGACUCCGUGACAGCGGCCAUGGACGCAGCGGCGGUGGCCACGGAGCCUGCACCACGUGCGGCUGGGCCUAGUCGCCUGCUGAAUGGCACUGAUGACAAUGGAGGGGGAGGUGGCGGCGGCAGCGCACCGAAACGGGCGCUGAUGUCGCCCGGGCGGCUGUGGGCGGUGUUGGAGUUCACAUCGGGCCCCGACCCGGGGGUCGGUGUGGAUUAUGCCAUUCGCAUGAAUGCAAUGCAUGUGCCGGGUACCUUUUCGAAGCUAUCGCCGACCGCUGCCGUACUGCAAUGUAACUUACAGCCCGAGUGCCAGACUUGUAAUGGCGACUUCUUGGCCUACAUGGCAUCUGGCUUCAUGUCGUUACAGGCCGCUGUAGCCGGCUACGUAUUGGGCCCGAGUGGUGACGGGGCCGAUCGCGAGCGGCGCUGGUCCGAUGCCACCGCCUGGCUCACCCAACCCAACCCCACGGCCGCCAUGGCGGGUGGGGCGGGCAACAGAUCGUCGUGGCCCGGGCACGGAGAUGUGCUGCCACCGGAUCUGUACGGCAUAUGGUUCACUCCGCUGCCCAACAUGGGCCAGGAGAGGAAUGCUCUCUCGCUCUCCGCUGCACUUGCGGCCACGGUGAACGCGUUUUACGAGUACGGCGCCCCGUUGCUUGGCAUCUUGACCACUUGCAGCUUCUCCAUGCCAUUGAUGAUGCUGGUCAGGUCGAUGACCUCACAGCGGCAGUCGGGUCUGCAGCACCUGCUGCGGGUGGUGGGGCUGUCAAGCUGGGAGUGGCAGCUGGCCUGGAUGUGGGCAGGGGUAGCCCUGCUGGCCGCCAGCUUCGGGGCGGAGGCUCUCCUGGCCGGCAGCACGUACCUGCACCUGGUGCAACCGGGGCUGCUAGCGACGGUGAUGGCGGCGGCGGCGAUGGCGGCAGCGGCGUGGGGAGUGCUGCUGGGCUGCUGCUUCCAAGAUGCCAAAGUGGCGGCCACAGGCAGCUUUACGGUCACCUUGGCGGCCGGAUUGCCCUUCCUGGCCUUGUACAAUACGGCCCCCACGCAGCUGCUCGCUGCCAAGCGGACAUGUUGCCUGAUGUGGCCAUUCGCGCUGUCUGUACUGCUCCAGCGCAUGGCGGCGGGGCAUCAGCUGCGGCGGUACGGCGGUGAUCGGUCGAUCACUGCCGUACCGGGCCUGGAGUGGGGCUCCGCGACCCAUGGGCCGUUGUCUUCAGUGGAGCUGAUUGGGUUCCUGUUGCUGGAUGCCGUACUGUACUUGGCGGUGGCAGCAGCUCUUGCGGCGUUGCGGGAGAUGGCAGCUAGUCGAGUUGCCCCGGGGGCCAGCGGCAGCCAGGCGGCUGGCAGAGCUGAUUGUACGGCGGUGUUGGAGUUCCGCGGCGUGACGCACCGCUACAGGGGAGCCGUGCGCCCGGCGUUAGAUGACGUCAGCUUCACCAUGCGAGCAGGCGAGGCGGUGGCGCUCCUGGGCCGCAAUGCAGCGGGCAAGAGCACCCUGAUGGCAGUGGGCUGCGGCAGGAUGACGCCUAGUGGCGGAGGUACCGUACGCGUGAGCGGUUGCAGCAUGUACGGCAGUGGCGGCGCGUAUCAGCAGCUGGGCUACUGCCCCCAGGGGGACGUGCUGCUUCCCGACCUGACGGCCUGGGAGCACCUGCAGCUGGCGCUGACGUUGCGGGGAGGGGAAGGGAUUGGAGCUGGCGAGAGGACAGGAGGCCUGUGGGGCUGCGCCGCCUUGGGACAGUGGUUUCGGAGCCGGUGGCAGCUGCGCGCUGCGGCAGCCCAGCUGGCGAGGCGGGUGUCACUGCCGGAGGAUAUGCUGCAGGGCAUCUGGGGGGCGCUACUGGCCGCCAAGCAGGGCCCCUGGGGUGAGGGCGCCCGGAGAGGUGGUGCACGGGGCGUCAAGGGCGCGGGUGAAGACCCUGACCGACCCGCAGGCCGUGGCGCCGCACUGCUGUUCAUCAGCCACCAUUUGCCCGAGGUUGAGAAGCUGGCGGAUAUGCUGGCGGUGAUGGAGCAGGGCCGUCUGGAGUCCCUGAAGUCCGCAGCGGCGCUGCACUCCCUCCUCAAGGACGGGGCACAACGGGUCCUGAGGAUUACCACCCGCCCGGCACCGCCGCCGCCGCUGGGCCCUCCCGCUCACCCUGCCACUGGCGGCCCAGUCUUCACCAGGUCCCAGCUGCGAGACAUGAUUGUACGACAUCUCGGGGUAAUGUCGACACGCGUAUUGUACAGCAAUUGGACGUUCACGGCGGUGUAUAUGGAGUCGGUGACCACGGCGGCGGCGGAUUCGUGUGGGGCCUCUCUGGACAACCUGGAGUCGCUCGUGCGGCAGCUGCAGCUGCAGCAGCCACCCAGCGAAGGACCUGAGGGGGAUGCGGGUUCAGGGCCGGUCGCAGCCAUCGCCACCUCAACACUCGGCGGUGCCCAGCCAUCAGCCGCACCCGCUUUGGAGUGUGGCAGUGGGUGGGAGGCUCAGCCGCUGGUGGUGACUGGCUGUGGUGUGGAUCCUCCCUCCCUGGAGGAUGUGCUGCUGCUGGGCCUGGGAUCGGGAUCUGGAGGGGCGUUUGGGAACGUGGGCAGAUUCUCGAGUACGGCGGCGCACGGGGCCACUGGGGACAAGGCGCAACAGGCGAUCCAACCCAAUAGUGCAUCUAAUGCUGGCUUAACCGUCCUCGCGGGCUCGGCCGCCAGCACCGUUUCCGCCACCAUCACGACCGGCGGCACCUCCUCCCAGCCCGUCACCUCUGUCACCUCCCACAGCCAUGCAUCAGCCACCUUCACGGAAGCGCUCCAUCCCCAGCCUCGAUCGGGCUUCGCAGGUACCUUCCGGGGCAGCGGCGGCCUGUUGGCCGAUUUGAUCGCUUCCCUGCCACCACUUCUGACCAAGCAGCGGCUUACCUGGCUCCGAGACCUGCGCUCCAGCGCUCGCCUGCUGCUGCUACCCGUGGUGGUGGUGGGUGUGGCCAUUGUGGCUCUCAGCAUCCGACCACCCAGCACGGGACCUCCUGCACCCCUAAACCUGGCUUGGCUUGGACAGCAUCAACCCACGCCGACAGCUGGGUUGCCGUCAACCUGGCUGCAGGCAGCCGCAGCCGCCAGUUCUAGUGGUGGUCAGGAUGGCGGUGGGCUGUGGAAUGCAGCGAUGAACGCCUCCUCUCCUUCGGCGGUGGCUGCAGCCAUGGAGGCAGGGGGAUUGGCUGGGGCUGGAGUGGUGCCCCUGCGCGCGGAAUGGAUACGGGCGGCAGCGGAUAGGAGCCAGGACCCGGAUAAGGGCCACAGCAGCGCCGACGUCAGCACCUGGUUUUGGGGUCGGAGCAGGGCUGCGGCCGCGGUAACGGAGCCGGCAGCUGCGAAGGCUUUGGCGGCCACGGAAGAGCCCUCGCCACCUCUGCAUUCGGCCAUGGUCUUUGGUGACGCGGUAGCAAUGCAGCUGAAUCGUACGGCAUGGUCGGCAUUAGGAUGGGUUCUGGAGACAAUGCUGGUACCUACAGGCUACGAACCGGCGGGGGAGGUUGACCUUCCGGAGCUGCACAAAGCUACACAGGUGCUGCGGGAGGAGCCGGGAGCUCUCUGGAAGAUGGCGGAUUUCCUGUAUGACAGGAUACUGCUACAUGAGGUGAUAUCGCUUGUACGCUACGUGCGGGGGAGCGCCCAAAGCGCGGGCAGCAGGGCCAAAAGCGGGGGCAGCAGCCCCAGCGCCCAAGGAUUGGAGUCGGGCGAGGCCAGCUUGGGCAACACCACUUUUGGCCGUCAACCAGCUAGCCGCAGUGCUGCUGGUCUGUUUUCCUUCUUCCAGCUGGGAAACACGUUGGAUCUGUGCCAGCUUGAGGUGCCAGGAAUGGAGCAGGACACAGGAGGCCGAGGGAAAGUGCGUAGGGGCGGCUAUGGGCGGAGACUGUUGAUGAGCUUUCGCCCAUCCCUCAACGUCAGCCUCUAUUUAUUGGCGGGUUUGCUGCCCCCGGAGCAGCGGUUUUGCUCGCUGGCGAAGCACCUGGUGGAGCACUCGCACACGAGCGCACAGCUAUUUCGGAGCUACAAGGCUCGUCGCAGCCUGCCCGCCCUCAACCUUAUGUGGAACGUGAGCAGCCCCCACGGCCCGCCCGCGGUCCUGAACCACCUGCACAACACCAUCAUGCGCCUGCGUUCAGCGGUCCACGCAAACACACAACUCGACAACAACAUUACCUCCCCAGUACGACAACAUAGUUACCAUCACCAACAGUAUCCCGGUGUUAAGGAUCGUAGCUUAUACGGUCAGGUCGUAUACAGCAGUACGCCUAUCCGUGUUCACAACCACCCGCUUCCCGCCCGUGGUACCACAUCAUCAAUCGCGGGGCUGCUGGACCACAUGCUGUUGGCGCUCAUGGUGGCGCUGCCGCUCAGCUACACAACAGGCAGCUUCGUUGUCCGUGCCGCAUCCGAGGCGGCAUCGGGAGCCAAGCAGCAGCAACUGGCGGCAGGGAGGGCUUCGCCGCUAUCGUACUGGUUGUCCUUCUGGCUGGCCGAUCUGGCCUUGCACGCCAUCGUUGCGGCCGCCGUGUUGGGACUUAUGCUGCUCGGCGGCACGGAGGCUUUCGUCGGUACUCCUCCUCGCCUGGGAGGUCUGGCCGCACUGCUGAUGGCCUAUGCGUCCGCGUCUCUGCCCUGGGGCUACUGCAUCGGCCUCUACUGCACCAAGCCCGCGUCAGCGCAGGGCCUGGUGUCCACAGUGAGCCUGUUGACGGGUGUGGGACUGGCUCUGGCUCGCCAAGUGUUGGCGCACGUGCGUCGCUGGAGCUGGCUGGGGAACAUGAUGCUGCCGCUGCUGAGGCUCCUGCCGCCCUUCUGCCUUGUGGAUGGGCUCAUACAGAUGUCAUUGCUGGACGUCAUCCUGGCUCUCUCCGAGCUGCUGGGAAAGCACGCGUCCAGGAAGGGAAUGGUGCGCAGCAUUCUUGAAGGCCACCUUGUGGGCAUUGAUCCCUCCAACCCCAGCCCCUUCCAAAGAAGCGUGCUGGGAGACCAUCUGUCGUACCUCGCCUUCGACGCGGUUCUGUACGGCACCGUACUAGUGGCGCUUGAAUGGAAGGCGUCGCGCGGGGGCCUCUUCCCUGCCGUCGCAGCCGCCUGCCCUGCUGGCUCCCUCCUGCCCAGCAAUGAGCACAAAUUACAUGACGCGGAGUACGGCGACCGUGGCGGCGGCGACGCCACUACCAAUGGGACGCGACGCCGCCGGGGCACGGAGGCCCGCGCCGGAGCCGGUGAUCAAGGGCGCGAGGCAUGGGCCGCCUCUUGGGAGGCACUGGCACCGGGAGAGGAUUCGGAGGCGGUCAGGGAGUGCCUGGUGCGGGUGCACGACGUCUACAAGAUGUAUGGCACUGGCCGCGGCAGAGUGCGGGCGCUACAGGGCCUGAGUUUUGAGUUGCGAGAGGGCCAGUGCUUGGCGCUGAUCGGCCGCAAUGGCGCGGGCAAGUCAACGGCCCUUGCGGUGCUGUCUGGGCGGCUGCGGCCAUCUGGCGGGAGUGUAGUGGUAGGGGGCGUAGAGGUGGCGGGGCGACCUGAGGCUGCGCGCGCCCGGGUGGCUCUAUGUCCGCAGACCAACCCGCUCCUACCCUUCCUCACGGCCGCCGAGCACCUUACCAUGUACAGUACCUUGUAUGGCAUGGGGAAUGGUCGGAAAUCGGCCGUCCUGCCCGCUGCAGUGGCCACUGUGGCGUCGCGGUGCGGGCUGCCUUCGGAGCUGCUCCACCGACCCGCGGGUCAGCUCAGUGGCGGCUCACAGCGCAAGUUAUCCCUGGCCAUCGCGCUGCUUGGGCGGCCUCAGCUGCUGCUGCUGGAUGAGCCCAGUGCCGGACUGGACCCACCCGCCCGGAGGGACAUGUGCGACACAGUUAACAUGGCUGUCAGGGGCUGGGCGGUAACAGAGGCCGCAGUGGGUGGCGGGGCUGGCCUGCCACCACCGCCAUCCCUAGCUGUGGUUCUUACAACCCACUAUGCGGAGGAGGCGGCGGCGCUUUGUGAUUUGGUGGGGGUGCUGGAUGAGGGCAUUCUGUUGGCUUGUGGACCACCGGAGCAUGUGCCAUUGCGGCUGAAAGCGGUGAGGCCGCGGCACUACCUGGCUGAGACGGAGGAGUGGGGCCCCGUGCUGACGUCGCUGCUGAGGCGGCGAGGCCGGCCCACUGACUGGAGGGAGCCAUCCAAAGGUGGUUCGAGCGCUUGA
Volvox carteri f. nagariensis is the source of this 8292-nucleotide messenger RNA. RefSeq lists its product as uncharacterized. The record is from RefSeq and is a predicted model, not a curated record. Gene Ontology annotation, cellular component: intracellular membrane-bounded organelle; membrane; ribosome. Gene Ontology annotation, biological process: transmembrane transport; rRNA processing; lipid transport. Gene Ontology annotation, molecular function: ATP hydrolysis activity; ABC-type transporter activity; lipid carrier activity. Bases 1 to 8292 code for a protein of 2763 amino acids. Lineage: Eukaryota; Viridiplantae; Chlorophyta; Chlorophyceae; Chlamydomonadales; Volvocaceae. The transcript has 44 exons.